This is a messenger RNA of Mangifera indica (mango), 915 nucleotides long. Its product is annotated as protein RKD1-like. The record is from RefSeq and is a predicted model, not a curated record. NCBI's taxonomy places the organism in Eukaryota, Viridiplantae, Streptophyta, Magnoliopsida, Sapindales, Anacardiaceae. Bases 1 to 915 code for a protein of 304 amino acids. Gene Ontology annotation, molecular function: DNA-binding transcription factor activity. The transcript has 4 exons.
AUGGACGCUCAAUCUUGGAACAACUAUGAAGUCGUCCCAAAAGUUGACGAUCAAGACCCCUUUGAUUUUCUUUCUCAUCUUCCAUCGUUAGAUUUAGGGAUAGAAUGGCAGAACGAAAUGGCCAUUCAAGGGAGCUUUAUCAAUGCUGCUCCUUUGAUGGAAAGCUUCCCCGACCCUUUUUAUUCUUCACUUGAUAUGGUUUCAGCCCCAGCUGUGGCUCAAAAAGGGGAUAUGGUGUUUUGCGAUUAUGGAAACGGGUUUGCCCGGUGGGGAGAGUUGGGGCCUUUAUUUGACCCUGAGAAACAGCAGUUGCCAAUGCUGUGUAACAAUGGAGGAACUUUUUCAGAAGCUAAACCUUCAAAAAAGGAAAUUAGAAGGUGCAGAGAAGAUAAAGUUGGAAAUUCUGAAAGUCCAAAUACGUUGUCGAGAAAAACUAUUUCUCAGUACUUCUACAUGCCCAUAACAAAAGCAGCAAAAGAGCUCAACGUUGGAUUGACCCUACUGAAGAAAAGGUGUAGAGAAUUGGGAAUCAGAAGGUGGCCUCAUAGAAAACUUGUUUCGCUUCAAACCCUAAUCAAGAAUGUCCAGGCAGAGUUCGAGGAGGAAGGGGGAGGAAAUGAGGGGAAACUGAGAGAAGCAAUAGAGCUGUUAGAGAGAGAAAAGAAAAUGAUAGAGGAUUUGCCUGAUUUGCAAAUGGAGGAAAAAACGAAGAGGCUUAGACAAGCGUGCUUCAAGGCGAACUACAAGAAGAGGAAGCUGAUGGGAAUGGCGGAUUCAGUGGAAGGCUCGUGUAGAGGAAGUGGUGGCGGUGGAAAUUUAAAAGGAAGUAUCGCGUAUGAGAUUAGUCGUGAGGAAGAUGAGGAGCUUAAAGCUCUAUUUUCGGAGUCUUCUUCGAACAGUAAUACUAUUUUUUGA